AUGGGGGCGCCAGGAAGGCCAUUUUUUGAUUUCUCACUGCCUGGCCUAGCGGUGGCAUUUGGAGAGCCACUGGCACUUCUCCCGCCAUCUGGGCUAUUGGUGACGAGAGAGACGUUGGUUGUAUUCCUAUCGUCUAGUUUGGCGGUGGUGUUGUCUGGAAAAACACCACUUGUGUGCCUAUCAUCUGGUUCAGCGGUGGCGGUGUUUGGAAAACCACCGGCUGAGCACCUGUCACCUGAUUUGUCGAUGAUUGUUGAAAGAGAGUCGGUAUGGCACUGUGGUUUCCCACGCUGGUGUCAGAAUGCUUGUUGUUCACACGGCAGCAGAAGGAGGUUGUCCUCCACCAGUCGGUUGCUUUUGUCCAGUCGGUGGUACGACAACUACUGCUGA
Messenger RNA from Lactuca virosa, 390 nucleotides. NCBI's taxonomy places the organism in Eukaryota, Viridiplantae, Streptophyta, Magnoliopsida, Asterales, Asteraceae. The record is from the annotation of a GenBank genome assembly.